This is a messenger RNA of Drosophila yakuba, 2863 nucleotides long. RefSeq lists its product as uncharacterized. The record is from RefSeq and is a predicted model, not a curated record. The coding region runs from base 14 to 2755 and encodes 913 amino acids. The transcript has a single exon. Lineage: Eukaryota; Metazoa; Arthropoda; Insecta; Diptera; Drosophilidae.
UAAAAUUGAGACAAUGGCUCCCGCGGGAUUGUAUAUACUUCUGUCUGCCUGCUGCGUGUCCUUGGCAUCCGCCGGAUUUGGAUUUGGCUUCGGUGGUGGCAGCCUUGGACUUGGAGGCGGAAACGGUGGUGGCUCUGCUCAAGCAAGCCUGCCUGGAUUGAGUCUGGGUGGCGAAUACAACAGAGGAUCUUCUGGAUCGGUUCUGAAUCAGGCUGCCAACGGCAUUCUGGGCGCUGCUUCGACUGGAGCCAAUGUAAUCCACUCCGCCGGAUCUGCAGCUGCCAGUCACGGAGCUCAGGCUGCCAAUGGAGUGCUAGGAGCAGCUGGAUCUGGAGCAGAUGCCGUCCACUCUGCCGGAUCUACAGCUGCUGCUCACGGAGCUCAGGCCAUAAACGGAGUAUUGGGAGUGGCGGCAACUGGAGCCAAUGUAAUCCACUCCGCCGGAUCUGCAGCUGCCAGUCACGGAGCUCAGGCUGCCAAUGGAGUGCUAGGAGCAGCUGGAUCUGGAGUAGAUGCCGCCCAUUCUGCCGGAUCUACAGCUGCCAAUCAUGGAGCUCAGGCCAUAAACGGAAUAUUGGGAGUGGCAGCAACUGGAGCUAAUGCUGUGCACUCGGCCGGAUCGACAGCCGCUUCCCACGGAGCCCACGAUGCCCACGCAGUGCUGGGAGCUGCUGCGACUGGAGUCAAUGCUGUACACUCUGCAGGUUCCACGGCGGCGGAUCAGCUACACAAAGCCUCUGAACACAGUGGAUCGAGUUCUGUUUCCAUUGGAGCUGGACAUUUGAAUAUUCAGUCCUCUGACAACAGUGGUGCCAAGCCGAAUGCUGCACACUUGACCAUUGGUUCUUCCGGCGUCACGGGUUCCAGUGGCCUCCAUCAUAGCACCGGUUCAGCUACUGUUGAUGCAGCGAAUGCAGUGCUGAAUGCAGCGGGAGCUGGAGCAACCGGAUCGUCCGGUGCCGCUCAUGGAGCUCAAGUUGUCAAUGGAGUUUUGGGAGUUGCAGGCGCCGGAGCCAAUGUUGUCCAUUCCGCCGGAUCAAUUGCUGCCGCUCAUGGAGCUCAGGCUGCAAACAAAGUUGCCAGCGGCAUUGCCAAUGGUGCAUCCACCGGUUCCGGAGCCAGUUCUGGUCACUUGAGCAUCGGGUCAUCUGGAAUUUCCGGAUCCAGCUCUGGCUCACAUGGCAAUGGUCACUUGAGCGUGGGAACUUCCGGCGCCAAUACAGCUCAAAUCACUGGAUCUUCGUCAGCUGGAGCACACCACACUGGAUCAGUACAGGCUGGUUCUGCCAAGAUCACAGCUGGACAUGGAAAAAUUGAAGCCUCUGGCUCGAAUUCCGGCGCUGCUGGUGCUGGUCACCUUGAUGUUGGAGCCACUGGUGCCAGUGCAAUGAAAACAUCCUCCACAUAUCAUAAAGCUGAAUCUUCGAAGGUCUCUGCUGGACAUGCAUCCACGGGAGGCGCUACAUCUGGCUCAACCAGCGGUCAGCUGAGUAUUGGAGCAUCAGGAGGUUCUGGCUCUGCUGGCUCCCAUGGAGUGGGAAAUUUUAACAUUAAAUCGUCUGAAACCACAUAUUCGUCAAAAACCGAAGAAUCCAAGUUUAGUGCUGGUCAUGCCCACAUUAGUUCUGGAUCCUCAACCAUUGGAGCCUCUGGAACACAAGCUGGAUCUGCCCACAUCAAGACAGAACACAAGAAAGUGGAAUCAUCGGGAUCGAGCUCCUCGCUCACUGGAUCAGGUUCUGCUUCCAUCGGUGCUGGUCAUCUGAAUAUCCAAUCUGCUGGCUCUACCGGUUCAUCCCAAACUGCUUCGAAUAGCGCAUCUAUUGGUGUCGGACAUCUGAGCAUUGGAGCAACAGAUUCCACCUCUAAGGAAUCCUCUGCCCAUGCCUCAUCUGGUCACUUAAGCAUCGGAUCAGCUGGAAUCUCUGGAUCUGCUGGUUCAGGAGCUGGAUCAUCCAAGAUCAAUGCUGGACAUUUGAGUAUCGGAACCUCUGGAAUCUCCGGAUCUGCUGGUUCUGGAGCUGCAGCUGGAUCAUCCAAGAUCAAUGCUGGACAUUUGAGUAUCGGAUCCUCUGGAAUCUCUGGAUCUGCUGGUUCAGGAGCUGGAUCAUCCAAGAUCAAUGCUGGACAUUUGAGUAUCGGAACCUCUGGAAUCUCCGGAUCUGCUGGUUCUGGAGCUGGAUCAGCCAAGAUCAAUGCCGGACAUUUGAGUAUCGGAUCCUCUGGAAUCUCCGGAUCUGCUGGGUCUGGAGCUGCAGCUGGAUCAUCCAAAAUCAAUGCCGGACAUUUGAGUAUCGGAUCCUCUGGAAUCUCUGGAUCUGCUGGUUCUGGAGCUGGAUCAGCCAAGAUCAAUGCCGGACAUUUGAGUAUCGGAUCCUCUGGAAAUGCAGGAUCAGCUUCCUUAGGGUCGAAUGGCCUGUCAGUUGGAGCAAACGGACACAAAUCUAGCACCGCUGGAUCGAUUGGACUAGCCGGUGCCCACGAUGCAGCUUCUCUGGCCCAUGGAGUCGCCAGUGGUAUACUGACACCUGCUGUGGGUUCGGGAAGUCUCUCUCUCGGUGGUAACACUGGAUCUUCGGGAUCGAGCGGAGCUUCCAGCCAAGGAGGAUAUCGUCAGGGAAGUAUCAAUUUGGGAGGAAACGGUCUAAGCCUUGGAGGCAAUCUCGGUGGAAAUUCCGGAAGUGCCGGAUUUGGAUUGGGUGGCGCUCACCUGGGAGGAUCCAUAAACCGUGGUGCUGGUCUUUUCCUUGGCUAAUUUUAAGUUACCUUUAAUAUUUUGAAGUAUUCUAUAUUUAAAUUGUAUAUUUAAAAUUUCAACUGGACAAUUAUUAAUCUUUACUAUUAAACCUUUUGCGAAUGCAAA